CCGAUGUAACAGGUUGUAUACUGUCUUAGACCAGUAAGACAGGUUCACUGUACCGGAGGCUUGUAAGCCGUACUCCAUCAUAGACUAAGUGUAUAUAAAACUUCAGUCAAGACCGAAACAGUACCGAGACCCUAGAGUAGCACUGUCACCUUACCAAAUAUCUGAAUCCAGCUAGGUCGAACAGCCCUUUCAUCGUACCAUUGACCAAGACCAGCAGAUUCUAUGUAACCUACAAGCGUCAUCUACCAGAACCCUUCAUCAAUGUUCUUCACCAUUCACAACCUUUCAAAUCUCAUCCAAGCAGUCACCCCAAACGGCAGUAAAACGUGAAGCUUUUCCAUUCUCACCAGUCGUCCAAGGCAUCAGUAAAACGUGAAGCCCUUCCAUUCCCAGCUUACCAGAAAAACGUGAAGCCCUUAAAGCCCCGCCUCACCAGUUGUCCAGAACAUCAGCAUAACGUGAAGCCCUUCCAUUCCUAGCUCACCAGAACGCCCCAGUAAUGAGUCUGCACGCCUGUCUCAUCAAGUCGAGAAAGUCUUGCUUCCAGAAACAUUAGCACCUUGCACCCUCAGCAGACUCACGAGAUGAUGCCCCAGUAGCUCACUCCCUCUGGACUAGCUCCAGAUGAAGAGGGUUCCAAGUUAGUUUACCUGGGGAUACACAAUUCCGAGGACUUCACCUGGAUAGAAGCAGUACUAGUCACGUGACAGGAGUUCAGUUCACCCAUGGCUGUGUGUUAGGACCUAGAUAAACCCAACCUUCCAACCCACCAGACACCAGACCCAACAUGUCUGCAGCCGACAUGCUCACCACCACCCUCUCCUCCGUCGUCAACAAGCUCGUCUUCAUUGUCAACGGCGCCGCCAACGACACCUCCGAGCAGCGCAGCUACGAGAACGUCUUCGACAAGUCCCUGCUCGUCCCCGGGGAUGGGCUCCUCACCACCCAGGAGUCGCCGCUCUCCGACAUCCUCCCCGACAACAAACCCCCGGACGACACGCACUCCGAGGGGGAGGGGAUCGCGGUCAUGACCAUGCUGAUCGGGUUCAGCCUUUUCGGUUGCCUCGGCAACGUGCUUGUGCUUUAUGUUUUCUCGAAGAAAAGCGACAAGGUCUCCUCGACCAUCUUCAUCCUCGCCUUAGCCUGGACCGAUUUCUUCGUCUGCCUGUUCCUCAUGCCCUACACCGUGGCGCUGGUGUACGUCAGGGACCGGCUCAGCUACGAUUUCUUCUGUAAGGCGUUUCAUUUUAUCAACACCAGCAAUGUUCCGUUGUCGGCCUUUCUGAUGGUAGCCAUCGCUGUUGACAGGUAUUUCAGCAUCUGCCACCCUUUUCUACAUGUGGUGACACCCCGGAGAGCAAAGGUGGCCAUUUCAUGCUUGGUACUGUUGGCGUUCUCGCUAGGCUCCAUUACGUCAUGCCUGUUCUCCGUGUACCGGGCCAACUGCACGGACACUGCCCAGCUGGACACUUCCGGUUCCGAUUACGUCACGGAGAUAACGAGCACCAUCGUCCCCCUCUACGAGCGAGACGGCAACCGGUCCUCAGAGGUGGCCUGUUCGAGCCUGGUGUACACGGGCAAGUGCGAGGAGAACCCGAACAUCUUCUCCUACACCUUCCUGGACGCGUUCCAAAAGAUCUACAUCUCCUUCUACAUCAUCUCCCUGCUGUCCGUGUUCACGUUGUACUUCUUCAUCUACCGCUCCGUCGUCAAGCGGCGGGCGUGGCGGCGCAAGCAGAAAUCCUGGUCCCACUCCCCCAUGACCGCCACCGGAACGAAACCCGACCAGGCGCCGCCCAAAACUCAAUACUGUGCCCAAGAUGCGGACGGGAACAACGGUGAUGGUCAGGUGAUCGAGUUGACCACGAAAUCAAACCAACCCCAUAAUCUAUCAAACGGCGAAAACGGCGACGCCACGAAAACAGCGCCUUCAGAAGCUGCCUUACCUCUGUCGAAAAGACCAACAGACAUGCUCGUCGUCGCCAACACCGACGGCGAAGACAACGGAGUCGAAACAUCCGCGCUCAGCUCAGCGGAGAAAAAAACCAUACGAGAAAGACGGGAUUUUAACUUUUUGGCCAACAUCCGAACAGCCAUUAUGCUGUUCGUUGUGGCCGUCGUUUUCAUAAUUAGCUUCCUGCCCGCGUGGCUAAUGGCCACGCGACUAAUUAGCUACCACAUCAUUAUCUUCUACACACAUUUCAUCUACAACGUCGUCAACCCUGUCAUCUACGCUUUCAUGAACCAGUCCUUCAGAAAAGAAUUGAAGCGAGUGUUUCAAAGAGACUGCCGGCACAGUCACAGAUACAAGAACAGAACCAGCAUGGAACAAGGCUUCUCCAGAACGGCCGUCAGCGUCUGCGAGACGCCAGACGAGACCAGUUCUGGACCCAGCAAGAAAAUGGCUGACCACAUCUAGAUCUUCCCGCCCGUGACGUCAGCGCAGUCGUUGAUUCCGCGCGGCUUUAAUCUGUUUGGUUGUUAUUGUUUUUGUUGUUCGUUUAUG
Physella acuta is the source of this 2506-nucleotide messenger RNA. RefSeq lists its product as uncharacterized. Gene Ontology annotation, molecular function: G protein-coupled receptor activity. Lineage: Eukaryota; Metazoa; Mollusca; Gastropoda; Physidae. The record is from RefSeq and is a predicted model, not a curated record. Gene Ontology annotation, cellular component: plasma membrane. Gene Ontology annotation, biological process: G protein-coupled receptor signaling pathway.